Molecule: messenger RNA, 750 nt
Organism: Trematosphaeria pertusa
Lineage: Eukaryota; Fungi; Ascomycota; Dothideomycetes; Pleosporales; Trematosphaeriaceae
Exons: 1
Coding region: 1-750 (249 amino acids)
Source: RefSeq, a predicted model, not a curated record
AUGCAAGCUCAAGCAGGGAGUCGAUUCCUCCGGUUGCCUGGUGAAGUGCGAAACAAGAUCUGCGAGCACGUCCUGACAGGAUCCAGCCCAAUCUACUGCUUCAAAUCCGAGACCGAUGAGGUAGCGUUCAACUUCUUCCGGUCGUCAGAUCCGGGUUCGCCAGCCGAAGGCAUCAAUCAGAUGAAAUUCGUCUGCCGUCAACUUCGACACGAGACAGCACGACUACUUCUGGGGCCAUGCCGCUACCUUGUGUUCCCCUUUGCCUGCGCGACUGAGGCUUCCGCUGCUGCAACCUGCACGCUCUUCUUAGAGAGAUGUACAGCCCAGCAGAUAGAUGCACUCGAGGUGGUCGAGGUCCAGGAGCAGGUUACCCGCAAUGUCCGGAGCUUCUACAAGAAGCUAUUUGACUUGCAAGCUAUGGGUGUCCUCGUCGAAUUCGCUCGGACGCACAACCAUCUCACCUUCAACGUCAUCUUGGAGUGCUUCACAUCGCCUCUAACCUGCACUUGCCUAUCCACCAUAGCAGGAAUCGUCCAGCUUGCCUCCCGGAAACGGUAUACUGCACCGUUCUACCACUAUGGGUUUGAUCGACUUACCGUAGACACUCUGGGCCGUAUGUCUCGCAAAUGGAGUGGCUAUGGCGUUAUGGCAGCACCAUUUCCUCAGAACAUCAAAUUCUACCCUGCGUACAACUUUGAGACCGGGGAUGGGUGGAAAUUCUACAACGCGAGGCCUUUCCAGGGCAUUUGA